This is a messenger RNA of Marmota flaviventris (yellow-bellied marmot), 2388 nucleotides long. It is a transcript of the gene Phf13, whose product is annotated as PHD finger protein 13. Gene Ontology annotation, cellular component: nucleus. The record is from RefSeq and is a predicted model, not a curated record. Gene Ontology annotation, molecular function: chromatin binding. Gene Ontology annotation, biological process: mitotic chromosome condensation. Lineage: Eukaryota; Metazoa; Chordata; Mammalia; Rodentia; Sciuridae.
GUCAGGUCGGGGAGCCGGUCGGGUUCCCGCUCGCCGCCGCCGCCGCCGCCCCCCGCCGCCCCUCCCCCGCCUCCCCGGCCGCCGCGGCAGCUGCGCCCACUCUGCUUGGUCGUGGUGCCGCCGGUCCGUGAUGACCUAGUCCGGGGCACGACACGUCGAGCCCCCCGUCACCUCCUGCCGGGGCGACUCCUCCUGGGGCGACUCCUCCCGGGUCCCCCCUCGCCCUGCGCGGUCGCCGGAGCCCACGGCCGCGAGCGGCCCCACGGCCGCGGCCGGGCCUCUGCACCCCCCGCAGCCGCCGCCCCCCACCCGGAACAUGGACUCCGACUCCUGCGCCGCCGCCUUCCACCCGGAGGAGUACUCCCCCAGUUGCAAGAGGCGCAGGACUGUAGAGGACUUCAACAAGUUCUGCACCUUUGUUUUGGCCUAUGCUGGAUACAUCCCUUACCCAAAGGAGGAGCUCCCUUUGAGGAGCAGCCCCAGCCCUGCCAACAGCACUGCUGGCACCAUUGACAGUGAUGGCUGGGACACUGGUUUCACUGACAUCGCGUCCUCUGUGCCCUUGCCAGUGUCUGACCGCUGCUUCAGCCACCUGCAGCCCACCCUCUUGCAGCGAGCCAAGCCCAGUAACUUCUUGCUGGACAGAAAGAAGACGGACAAGCUGAAGAAGAAGAAGAAGAGAAAGCGCAGGGACAGUGAUGUGCCUGUGAAGGAGGGAUACAGAGGGGGACUGCUGAAGUUGGAAGCUGCAGAUCCAUAUGUGGAGUCCCCUACAAGUCCUACCCUGCAGGAUAUCCCUCAGGCUCCCAGCGACCCCUGCUCAGGCUGGGACUCCGACACUCCUUCAAGUGGCUCUUGUGCCACUGUGUCACCCGAUCAGGUCAAAGAAAUAAAAACUGAGGGCAAACGGACUAUUGUCCGGCAAGGAAAGCAGGUGGUGUUCCGAGAUGAGGACAGCACCGGCAACGAUGAGGACAUCAUGGUGGAUUCAGAUGAUGAUUCCUGGGACCUUGUCACCUGCUUCUGCAUGAAGCCAUUUGCUGGCCGCCCUAUGAUAGAGUGUAAUGAGUGCCACACCUGGAUUCACCUGUCCUGUGCGAAAAUCCGGAAGUCCAAUGUUCCAGAAGUGUUUGUCUGCCAAAAGUGCCGGGACUCCAAGUUUGACAUCCGCCGUUCCAACCGUUCCCGAAUGGGUUCCCGGAAGCUGUUCCUAGACUGACUGCGCUGGCGAGGAGACUCCAGGCGAGGGACUGGAAGGAAUUGGAGCUCUGUGGCCCUCCCUCAGUUGAGCACAGAACUCCCAGCUCUGGUACAGGCAGAUCCUGCCAUUCAGGUGCCUAAGCAAAAGGACAGGCUGUUCGAGGUAGAAACUGUACAUAGCCAGUGAGCGAAUAAAAUCUUUGUUGGCCAAAGCUGCUGCCAGAGCUGUGUUCUCUGCAGUGGAAGUGGACUAAACACCCAAGUAUGGUGGGUUUGGUUCAGCUGAAAGUGAGGGUAUGUGGUUGUUGUGAAUUUUUGCUAUCAUUGUUAACAAAUUCCCACUGUUGGAACAAGUGCUAGCUGUUAUUCCUGCUUCCACUGUUGGGGAGAGGAGAUGUUCGGUUUCCCCAGCCUGUAAACGAACAGCCAUAUGUGUACGUUUCUUCUUGAGUGUCAGUCUCUCACCGUAAGUGUCUGUACAGCAGCCAUCCAAGUGUCCCCUUCCCUGUGGCCUGCACUCAAUACCUGUUUCCAUGGCCCCUGCCAGUCCAGGGAGCUGCUGCUGGCGUCUUCUGAUGUCACCAAGAGGAGUUCUGGGGUGUCAGGUGAGCUUGUAAUUCUUUGGUUUCCCCGUUUGUUGAAGGGAUUAUAUGUGGUCACUGCUCUGUGGAAAGGGUUGCUUGGGGGGUGAGAUAGCCCACAUUCAUAACUUGGUUUCCUGUUUUGCACGAUGUGAAAAACCUGUCUUUGCACGAUUCAGCCAAAAGUAUUGGCCGAUUUCUCGCCUGGUGCCCUUCCUUUCUCUCCAGUUGGUGUACAAGGCACCUCAGGUGGCCCAGGCAAGCUGUUUUCAAGCAUGGGGAGUGCUUAGGUUUUCUAAUCUCUUCCUCUUACUUAUUCCAGUAGCAACCUAAAGAUUAGGCAAUUGCUAGGACAUGAAUGGUGUUCCUUUAAAUGAUGGGGUACCGAAAAACAGGAGGUCUCUCUUGUGGGGGAUUUAAGUAUGCCCUUUGAGACAGGCUGGCCUGCUGGUUCCACCAGGGCAAGGUUAGAAGGACUUGAGUCCUUUUGGUUUGCAUUGGUGAGUGAGUGAGUGGUACAGCAACACUGGUCUUUAGAAAUAUACUAUUGAGGGCUGGGGCUAUGGCUCAGUUGGUGGAGUGCUUGCCUUGCAUGCACAAGGCCCUG